Drosophila teissieri is the source of this 6685-nucleotide messenger RNA. RefSeq lists its product as uncharacterized. The transcript has 16 exons. NCBI's taxonomy places the organism in Eukaryota, Metazoa, Arthropoda, Insecta, Diptera, Drosophilidae. Bases 336 to 6650 code for a protein of 2104 amino acids. The record is from RefSeq and is a predicted model, not a curated record.
UAUAGCCAUCAAACCGCGGUCACACCAUUCGGUUCAACGACAAAGUAGGAAAUAUUUUCCACUCCUGAUAUCAAAUAUUUUUGCACUUUUAUAAGCGUUGUCAGGCAAUUUUGUGUCCGCGUCUUCGCCGUUUUUACAACCAAUAAAACCAUCGACCUUGCCCAGUGCGUGUGCCUUCGUCACCAGUGGAAAAACAUUACGUAGGGGCGCAGGACGGAAGAAAGCAGGAAAAGAAAAGAUCUAAAAAUAUUUUUAAUCGCCGUGAAAGUAACCAGCGGAUUUUAGUCGCAAAUUAUUAUUUCAUUUGCGGUGCGAGGACACAGUUAUCUGCGAAAAUGGUAUUGAAAGUCUACGUCAGCGGCAUGUCCGGCAAUAAGGAGGUGAAGAAGCGCCAGCAGCGAGUUCUGAUGAUUCUGGACAGCAAGAACAUCAAGUACGACACGGUGGACAUCACGGAGCCCGGCAAGGAAUCCGAGAAGGAGCUGAUGCAGAACAAAUCGACGAGCAACGGCGGCACGGUCAGCGACCCAGAGCCCCGUCAUCCGCUUCCUCCGCAGCUCUUCAACGACGAAGAGUACUGCGGCGACUACGACGCCUUCGACAUGGCCAACGAGAUCGACACCCUGGAGGUGUUCCUCAAACUGGCCCCCGCCGACACCACGGCGGUUAGUACCGCCCAAAUCGAACUGAAGCAGGAGAACGGCGAUGCCAAGAAGGAGGAGGCAGAAGCGGAGGCGGCUGCGGAUGCGGAGGAGAAGAAACCAGAGGCCGGCGAUGGCGGUGUCAAGGAGGAGGAGGAGGCUGCGGAGAAGGCCGAGAAUGAAGACGUUGACGGCGAGGACAAGGAGAAUUCAAAGGGCGAGGCUGAAGACGCUCAAGAUAGUACCGAGCAAAAGACUGAAACCGAAGAAUCUGGGGAUAAGAAAAAGGAGGAGGAAACUGCAGAAGCUGAAGGUGAGAAGCAGGAAGAAUCCGAGGAAGCGGAUACCAAGGAAGAAUCAGAGGUUGAGGGUACCAAAGAUGAUAAGGAUGUAAAAUCCGAGGAUGUUGCAGAUGAUGAGGAUAAAAAGUCCGAGGAUGUUGCAGAUGAUGAGGAUGAAAAGUCCGAGGAUGAUAAAGAUAAUAAGGGUGCAAAGUCCGAGGAUGUUAAAGAUAACAUAGAGGGAAAUGAGAGCACAGAAACAUCGGAGGAUGUUGAUACUGAUGAAAAGUUAGAGGCAGAGGCCACCAAUGAAGAAAAGUCCGAGGAUGUCGAUGCCGCUGAAAAAUCAGAUGCAGAAAGUACCAAGGACGACGGCGAUGAAAAAGCUGAGGAAACUGAGAGCACCAAAGCCAACGAGGAUGAUAAAUCAGAGGAGGUUCAGGAAAAAUCUGAGGAAAGUGUAACAGAAAAGCCCGCGGAGGCGGAUAGUGCUCCAAAGUCAGAGGUUGAGAGUACCGAAGGUGAGAAGCCUGAACAAUCGGUGGAUGUUGAUGAUAAAGUGGAGGAAACAGACAACACCAAAGAGUCCGAUGAAGUUGAAAGUACUGAAGUAUCUGAGGUUGCCAGUACCAAAGACGAAGAGGAAGCAAAAUCAGAGGAAAAUCAGACCCAAGAAAAGCCCGAGGAAGUAAGUGCAGCAGAACAAUCUGUAGAUGAAACCGAAGAGGAGGCAAAAGAAACCACCGAGAAGGAAAAACCCGCAGCAGAAGCGGAGGCAGAACCCACGCCCGAAAAUGAAGAAGGCAAACCGGCUGAGGAGAAUUCCUCCGACGAAGAAAGCGAAGAAGACGAAUCUGUGGUCGCAGCCUUUGCCGGCACCUUCUUCUGGUUUUUCUGGUUCUGGGCUGGUUUCUUACCACCCUUUCCCUUUCCACCUUUACGUGGCUUUGCCCAGGCGGAAGCCUUCUUAACCGGCGCAGCGGCAGCAGCCUCAUCCUCAUCACCGGCAGCCUCUUCGUUGGCCUCAUCCUUGAUGCCCUGCUUCUCAGGUGCCUUUGUGUCCCCGAAGAGCGUCUUCAUGUCCUUGCGCUCCAGCGUAACCGUGACCGUAACUAUGGCCCCGGCGGUUACCACAUUGGUGUUCUCAUCGUCGAUGACCUCGCAACGAAUGGAGAAGUCAAUCAGCGGCAUCUUGCCCAGCACUUUCAUCGUGUUCUCGUACUCAAAGUCCGAUAGCACCUUGUCGCCACUGAAGCGGAUGGAUCGGUACCACCAAACACCCACCGCCGAGGGCAUGGCCACCAUGAAGACCAGGCCGUACAGUCCCAAAACCCAAACGCUGUUCUCCUUCUCCACAAUCCACGAGGGCAGGGCGAUGCCAAAGGACAUGGCACCCGGUCCAUCCGGAUUACCGUUGUCCCAUGAACAAGCUCACGUGCUGAAGAGAAAACUCUGUGAACUGAUUCGUGAUUCUCCGCCACCGCGAACUGGAACUGAAACUCGGGAAAAUGAAAAAAUCCGGUUAAAGUUAAACGCAGAUAAUGAGCGGGCCCGUCAGAUCAUUUUCGAUGCCGUUUGGGAGCAACGAAAAUAUACCAACCGUCAAUCGCUAACGGCGAUCAUUUACGUAAUGGUGGUAACUGACGAAACGGACGUUAAUCGCGCCGAGGACUGCAGAGCUUUCAGUGUGCACCCAGUCUUUCGGGCCCGUCGCUGCGUCACUGACAGCAGUGGCACCAGCAGCGAUAGCUCGAAUUGCUGCAAUCUAUUUAUCGAUGAGUUGGGUCGGGUCUACCAAAACUGGGAACAGUAUGUGGAAAGCAACGAGUUGCCCGCCGGAGUGAUGGUGGCCCCAGAGAGGGGUAUUUACCGCCUGGUCAGCGAUCAAGUACGUCUGGAUAAGUACAUAACGCCGGCGGGCACCACCAACAGAAGGGUGCUUGGCUACCUGGAUACUGGUUCGGCAGUCGGAGGAUUUCUUGCUGCCUGCGUGCCUAUAGCUGCCCUGCUAACGCUGCCGGUAUCCGGUCCGGUGAUGGCCAUAGCGGGAGGAGUAGGUUUGGCCAGUGCUGGAUACGCCACAACGCGUUCUGGCAGCAGGUUAGUCGAUCGCAGCCAACACGAGCAGUCUAUCAAUGUGACGGACCGUGAGGCGCGUGGUCAUUGGCUGGGCGUGAUUGCUGGCGCUGUUGGAUUGGGAGCGGCUGGCGCCACCACAGCCUUAACAACGGCCACAAAUGCCGGACGCGAAGUGGGAGCGAUCACCCAAAUGACUGUGAAUGGCAUGAACAUAUCCUCGAUCGUGGUUUCGGGCACUGGAGUGGCCAACGGUAAAGCAAAAGAUGGUGAUGACAUUACUGGAAUGGAUGUUCUGCAACUGUCCGCAUCGUUGGUGCUGCUCACGCACAGUGUCUACAACUUUAAAUUGGCUUCUACCAUAAUUAAUGAGACAAGCAAUGCUAAUAUUGCCGACUAUCGUAGAAAUCUUUCUAAUAGACAGAGACGAGCCUUUGACAAGGCUUCCAGGGAGACCGUUCGGAUGAAUGGCAACACUCGCGGGAAGCUGGACAUUAUACGCAACGUAAACGAAAUGUCGCCUCAGGAGUUUAAUGAUCUUUAUAAGAUCAACAGAAACUUGAAUCAGGAGGGCGUGCGAUACUCAUUUGCAUCCGAGGGCACCGGCUUUUUGCUAAAUGGCGAGGUACAGACGACGGGAGCGGAACUGCGAGCCAGUGUACAGCAUAACCAAGGACCGAAUGUCCUAGGCACAGUAAGUCAGCCCAUUCCCGGUAGCCAUGCGGGGUCAGGUCGCCUGCAACUGGACGGCGUUAACCAGGUUUCCCGACUAAUCGGACCGCUGCCCACAUCCCAUCCCCGACCGGAACCAAGUACUUAUGCCGCCGGCGUGUUUAUCUUAGAGAUGAGCUCCGUGGUGGUGAGCGGUGUUGUUUUCGCAAUGCAGAAAUAUGGAACAAUCAUCUUUGAGCACGUGAUCAAUGCUGAAAGCUUUGAGCAUCUAAUCAACGGCAUGGCAAAUAACCUUGAACCAGAAGUCUUUGACUUUAUUAUGAAUCUGACCCAAACCUUCAUGGACACCAUGCUGGAAAACCUGACCUCGGUGCUAAAGUUCUAUAUAUCAACGGAGUCUGUUCUGUAUCGAAUUUUGAGGCAGAUUUUAUGGAACUAUAGAGACAUGCCAUAUUCUGUGAUUGCGGAUCACACUACCGAUAUCAUAGAUGCCGUCAGGGCGUACUUCCUCACCCUCAACCCAAAUGCGUUCCCGGGAAUGCCUAGGAGGACAAAAAAGGACGAGGACCCUGAGGAUCUGCAGUCCUUCCUUAACAAUUUCCAUAAGGAAAUCGAAGGCAACAGCGAUGAGAAGGUGGUGAACACAAUUUUGGAGGCCAUUAGUGCCGAGGCCAUCGACUUGGAUGAAAAUGAUGAGGAGGCGGGCGGAUCGAAACCGCUGGAGGAGGAUGCGGAGGUCCUGGAGCAGUUGGCUGAAUUGGAGGAAGCGGAGGAGGAAGACGACGAGGACAAGUACUUCAUAGAUGACGAGGGCAACUGCUACAUCAAGACUACGCCCAAGAAACAAAAAGAGCUCCAAAAGAAGAUCAAACAGACUGGCAAGCCUGGGAAAGGCACACGUUCCGUUGUCAGUACAGCCACCAAUAAAUCCAUCAAUUUGCGCCCAGCCAAAUCGACACCCAAGGCGGCUACUUCGAAACCUGCCCCAGACUCCAAGGCAAUUAGCGUUCGUCCUGCCCGAGCAGCUGCAGCCAAGACGAAGCAAUCUGCUAUGCCACCCCCGCCGACACCAGUGGUCAAGGUACCGGCACCCAGGGGCAGGCCGAGAAAGAAUCCUGUCAUACCGAAGCCCGAACCGAUCGAUUUGGAGCGCGAGCUCGAGGAGCUGGUAGAUGAGCCCGACAUCAGUACAAUGGUGACCGAAUUGUCGGACUACGCCGUAGACGAAGCUGCCGUAGAUGCUGUCUCAGCUACCCUGGCGCCAAACGAGGCUGAGGUGUACGAGUUUGAGGACAAUGCGACAGAGGAUGAGAGUGCGGACAAGAAGGACGUAGAUUUUGUGCUAAGCAACAAGGAGGUGAAGCUGAAGCCAGCUUCUACCAGCCAGAACUCAAAUGCUUCGGGACAUAAGUACUCAUGCCCACACUGCCCGUAUACGGCGAACAAGAAGUUUUUGAUCACGCGCCACUCCCGGAGUCAUGACGUCGAGCCAUCCUUCAAAUGCUCCAUCUGCGAGAGGUCCUUCCGAUCGAACGUGGGAUUGCAAAAUCACGUAAACACGCACAUGGGCAAGAAGCCGCACAAGUGUAAGCUCUGCGAAAGCGCCUUCACCACCAGCGGAGAGCUGGUCCGUCACACGCGCUACAAGCACACCAAGGAAAAACCGCACAAGUGCACGGAGUGCACCUACGCCAGCGUGGAACUGACCAAACUGCGCCGCCACAUGACCUGCCAUACGGGCGAGAGACCAUAUCAAUGUCCGCACUGCACCUACGCCUCGCAGGACAUGUUCAAGCUGAAGCGACACAUGGUGAUCCACACGGGCGAGAAGAAGUACCAAUGCGACAUCUGCAAGUCACGAUUCACGCAGUCCAACUCCCUGAAGGCCCACAAGCUCAUCCACAGCGUGGUCGACAAGCCCGUCUUUCAGUGCAACUUCUGUCCGACGACUUGCGGGCGGAAGGCUGACCUGCGCAUUCACAUCAAGCACAUGCACACCUCUGAUGUGCCGAUCACUUGCCGGCGCUGUGGCCAGCAGCUACCCGACCGCUAUCAAUACAAGCUGCACGUAAAGUCGCACGAGGGCGAGAAGUGCUACAGCUGCAAGCUCUGCAGCUACGCUUCGGUCACCCAACGCCACCUGGCCUCACACAUGCUCAUCCAUCUGGACGAAAAGCCGUUCCACUGCGAACAGUGCCCACAGGCCUUCCGGCAGCGUCAAUUGCUGCGUCGCCAUAUGAAUCUCGUACACAACGAAGAGUAUCAGCCACCAGCGCCGCGCGCGAAACUGCACAAGUGCCCGAGCUGUCCGCGGGAGUUUACCCACAAGGGUAAUCUAAUGAGACACAUGGAGAUUCACGACGAUUCGGCAAAUGCUCGCGAAAAGCGGCAUCGCCUUAAGUUGGGCAGAAAUGUGCGACUCCAGAAGGAUGGCACUGUCAUCACGUUGAUCAAGGAUCAGUAUGUGGAUGAGGACCAGGAGGACAACGAAGAGGAAGACAACCCAGAGAGCUAUGACCUAGCUGAAAUCGAGCCAGAGAACUCGGAGGGUGAAGAGCCUGAAGAUGUGGAAACCAUAGUCAGCGAUCCGAUCCGGCAGAGAACUAAGCCCGCACCUGUUAUUAUCAACAAACAGGCAAGGCUUGCCGCCUCCGAAAAGCAACCGAUGAUCAUCAAUCAGCGCCUCCGAAGCCAACGGGGCACCAAGACGUUCCAUAUCAAGGAGGAGCCGGACAACUCGGACUUCACCGUGGAAUGGCAAGGGGAUGACGGCGAGGUUAUGGUCGUUGAGCUGGUUAAUGGCGACGAGGAGGUGUUGGUCAAGCACGAGCCGAGCGCCAACUCCAAGAUUAGUGCCAAAAACUGCUUUGGUUUCGAGGACGACGAUGAUUAUGAGGAGUACGGCGAUGCGGAAAACGAAGUUGAUGGCGCUUCCCAGGAGUUUCUGCAGCUGAUGGAUAUGAUUGAGCAGGAUUCUUAGUCUCCUGAAAACAAAGCUUAUAUAUAAGAAAUGAU